AUGCCACCUGAACAUGACCAGCCGCCGUCUGCUAGGGACGACGAACACCCCAUCCUGCACAGUCUUCUGGACUCGCUGAACGCCUUGAACGAGCGCCUCAACGUCAUCGAGAACGUCUUGGCCGUUCCAGACCCCAAACAGCUGUCGGCAACACCUCAAACCGUCCGCAAAACGCAUGCACAAGUGCCUACGCAGCAUCGUGACAGUCAAGCCAACACCGGCAUUAGCCGACAGCCACUACCAUCCACAGCGCCACCACUACCACCACUCCACCAACCAUUACCAGGCGCUACACAAUUCGCUGCAGCCACAACACCGUCGUCCUCCGUACCGUCUCCAACGUCCUUCAGCAUACCACCGACAGGAACACCGAUACCAUAUUCCCCAUACGACAUUGACCCCUCGAAGCCAUCUCCUACCUCGAUAUCCUCCUCCAAACGAUCCUCGCAACCGUCGCACGCGACAAAGUCAAGGGUAAAGUUUGAAGACGACAAUAGCGACGGAGAUCUCGAGGCCAGCAACAGCCGGCCGGCUGACAAAGACGACGACGACGAUGACGACGAUGACGAUAAUGACGACGACGAUGAGCAACAAGGCCGAAUAGACGAAGCAGGCGGAUCCGGUGAGGGUGGGAGCACCAGCGGCACGCUACCCAAGGAGCUACAGCCAACUGGCGUCGGCGAGAGCCGCCUCGAGGCCCUGCCCGAGGGCUUUGUUGUGUCCGGGCGUGCCACCUUGCAAGAAGAGCUCGACGGCUGGACGAUCCCGCGCGGCUACAGUAUGCGCAUCAAUGGCACGCGCUCCCACGGUCGCCGCCAAAAGAUCCGCAUGGUCUGCUUUCGCGGCGGUCGCUCACGCUUGCGGCCCAAAGAAGAAGAGGCCAAGCGCGAGCGAGAGAAGGAACGGCUGCAACUGUUCCCCGACCUGCCGCCGCGCCGUCGCAAGCCUACAACGGACCGCAUCUCGAAAAAGUGCGAAUGUCCCUUCCGCUUCGAACUGGUAGAAGUGCGCCCUGGUGCCGACCGCUAUGCCGUGCACUACACCAACGACGACCACAUGCAGCACAACCAUGCGGCGGCAGACCUGAUGCUGGACCCGCGAGCGCGCAAGCUCCCGCGGGCGCUCAAGGCCGAGGUGGACCAAUGGUUGCGGGAUGCGUCGACUGUGGGGACGGGUGGCAACAGCAAGGGCGGCGGUGACACAAACAACACUGCUGGCGGCAACGGCAGCAGCAGCCCUGGCUGGACCAUUGCCAAGAUCCAGGCAGAGCUGCAGCGACGAGGGUACGGCCACGUCCUCGACUUUGACCUGCGGAAUCGGAAACGAGCCCUACUGCACAGGGACCGCAUGGCGCAACUCAAAAAUGAAAACGACGGCGGUGGUGGCGGCGACACGCCGGCCGCUACGUCCUAA
This is a messenger RNA of Sporothrix brasiliensis 5110, 1413 nucleotides long. RefSeq lists its product as uncharacterized. The record is from RefSeq and is a predicted model, not a curated record. The transcript has a single exon. Bases 1 to 1413 code for a protein of 470 amino acids. Lineage: Eukaryota; Fungi; Ascomycota; Sordariomycetes; Ophiostomatales; Ophiostomataceae.